UAGUGACAGAGCUGGAGCCGGCAGCAGGAGCGGGCUGUGGUUGUGCCGCUGCAGCUGAGGAUGCGAUGCCCGGGGAGAGAUGAGAGUGCGAGCGGCGGACAGGGAGCCCGGGGCCGCCAGUGCCCUGUCGCUGCUUCCCGUUAGCCUGGUGCACGGGCUGUGUGCUGCCGUCUGUGCUGCCGCUUACUGCACCGGCCUGAGCGGGGAGCUGGUACAUGACGAUGUCUGGGCGAUAGUCAAUAACCCGGACCUGAGACCGUCUGCCCCGUUCACCAACAUCUUCCACAAUGACUUCUGGGGCAAGAGCAUGGGGGAUAACAGCAGUCACAAAUCCUACCGACCCCUCUGCACCCUCACCUUCAAGUUGAACAUCCUGCUGGGUGGUAUGACUCCAUUGUACUUCCACAUGGUCAAUCUAGGCUUGCACUGCACCGUGACCUCAUUGUUGCUCUACACAUGUGACAUGGCCGUGUUCCGAGACCGGCGCCUGGCGUUCUUAGUUGCUGUUCUCUUCGCCGUACACCCCAUUCACACUGAAGCUGUGACAGGCAUUGUGGGGCGAGCAGAUGUAUUAGCUUGUGUCCUCUUCCUACUGGCUUUUCUCUCCUAUCUUAGGAGUGUGAACAGUACCUACAUUGGAAAAUGUUUUCCUCCAACCAGUUCUCCGUUCUUCCUGUUGCUAAGCCUGUUCCUGGGUACCUGUGCAAUGUUGGUUAAAGAGACAGGCAUCACUGUCUUUGGAGUGUGUCUUAUCUACGACCUUCUCGUUCUGUGCUCUAACAGACUUCCAAUAAACCUAUCUGCUGACAGGAUCGGAGGACUGCUAAAGUUGUCUGCACCGUAUCUGAAGAGAGCUGGUUUUGUAACUGUGUUUCUCACGUACACCUACCUGCUGACCUUCAACGCCUGGCUGCUGUUAGCACCAAUAACCCUCUGCUAUGACUGGCAAGUAGGCAGCAUCCCAUUGGUGGAGUCUUUGUGGGACACGAGGAAUGUGGCAACUGUAGUGUUCGGUCUUGCCAUGUUACUGUUGACGUGGAACUGCCUACUAUCUGUACAGAAACUGAAACACAGAGAGGUGUUAGUGGGCUUGCUAUUCCUGGUCUUUCCAUUCAUCCCUGCCAGCAACCUCUUUUUCAGAGUGGGCUUUGUGGUGGCAGAGCGGGUGUUGUACAUGCCCAGUAUGGGAUACUGCAUCCUGGUUGUCCAUGGCUUGAAUCGAUUGUGUGGCGUUCUCAGUAAAUGGGGAGCUACAGUUCUCACGGUAACCAUGUUGCUUGUAGUAGGACUGUUCUUCUGGAAGACCCUGAAACAGAACGAGGUGUGGUUGUCCAGGGAGGCUCUAUUCAGAUCUGGCGUUCAGACUUUGCCCCUUAAUGCCAAGGUGCAUUACAACUAUGCCAACUUCCUGAAAGACUACGGUCGCCACGAUGAAGCUGUUUACCAUUAUAAAACAGCUUUGAGAUUGUAUCCACGCCACGCCAGUGCACUCAACAAUCUUGGCACAUUGACCAAGGAUGUGUCAGAGGCGGAAGUCCACUAUAGAGAGGCCUUAAAACUGAACCCUCAGCAUAACCGUGCGCUGUUCAAUCUGGGGAACCUGUUGAAAUCCCAGAAGAAACUGGCUGAGGCUGAGCAGCUACUGCGCGACUCUGUUCGGUUUGGCCCCCAGUUUGCUGAUGCCUACUCCAGCCUUGCAGCUCUGUUGGCCGAGCAGGAACGAUUUGGAGAAGCUGAUGAUGUGUACAUGCGUGGCAUUGAAAACUGUCCUGAGAACUCAGACCUACACAACAACUAUGGAGUCUUCUUAGUAGACCGAGGAAAUGGGAAUGGAGCUUCAGGUCAUUACCUACACGCCAUUCGGCUCAAUCCCAAACACUAUGUUGCCAUGGUAAAUCUCGGUCGACUGCUGCGUUCGGCAAACAAGAACAAGGAGGCAGAAACAUGGUACAAACGGUAA
Messenger RNA from Rhincodon typus (whale shark), 1960 nucleotides. It is a transcript of the gene tmtc1, whose product is annotated as transmembrane O-mannosyltransferase targeting cadherins 1. Lineage: Eukaryota; Metazoa; Chordata; Chondrichthyes; Orectolobiformes; Rhincodontidae. The transcript is spliced from 13 exons. Bases 80 to 1960 code for a protein of 626 amino acids. Gene Ontology annotation, biological process: protein O-linked glycosylation via mannose. Gene Ontology annotation, molecular function: protein binding; mannosyltransferase activity. The record is from RefSeq and is a predicted model, not a curated record.